UCGUAAUUUCUUGGGCGACGAAAGGCCAUUUUCUUUGGAUAUUGAAGGCUACAGAUCACGGAUUCGGCCUGAGGCUAUUCUCCAACGAUGAUUGAGUCCAUUAAGCACCGAUUUGGGCGGAUUUAUUCCGGGUCAAUUUUUGGCAGAUUUCAAAGGGAUACCAUCACAGAUUUCGAGCAAUUUAUCCAAAAUGCCAUUUUCUUUCGAUUCUGGAGGCUACAGAUCACGAAAUCAGGCCGAGGCUAUUCUCCACCGAUAAUGAAGUCUAUUGAUCCUAUUCUCCACGAAUGAUAAGUCCGUUAAGCAUCGAUUUGGGCCGAUUUAUUUUCGGAUGGCAUUUUCGUAAUUUCUUGGGCGACGAAAGGCCAUUUUCUUUGGAUAUUGAAGGCUACAGAUCACGGAUUCGGCCUGAGGCUAUUCUCCAACGAUGAUUGAGUCCAUUAAGCACCGAUUUGGGCGGAUUUAUUCCGGGUCAAUUUUUGGCAGAUUCCAAAGGGGUACCAUCACAGAUUUCGAGCGAUUUAUCCGAAAUGCCAUUUUCUUUCGAUUCUGGAGGCUACAGAUCACGAAAUCAGGCCGAGGCUAUUCUCCACCGAUAAUGAAGUCUAUUGAUCCUAUUCUCCACGAAUGAUAAGUCCGUUAAGCAUCGAUUUGGGCCAAUUUAUUUUCGGAUGGCAUUUUCGUAAUUUCUUGGGCGACGAAAGGCCAUUUUCUUUGGAUAUUGAAGGCUACAGAUCACGGAUUCGGCCUGAGGCUAUUCUCCAACGAUGAUUGAGUCCAUUAAGCACCGAUUUGGGCGGAUUUAUUCCGGGUCAAUUUUUGGCAGAUUCCAAAGGGGUACCAUCACAGAUUUCGGGCGAUUUAUCCGAAAUGCCAUUUUCUUUCGAUUAUGGAGGCUACAGAUCACGGAAUCAGGCCGAGGCUAUUCUCCACCGAUAAUGAAGUCUAUUGAUCCUAUUCUCCACGAAUCAUAAGUCCGUUAAGCAUCGAUUUGGGCCAAUUUAUUUUCGGAUGGCAUUUUCGUAAUUUCUUGGGCGACGAAAGGCCAUUUUCUUUGGAUAUUGAAGGAUACAGAUCACGGAUUCGGCCUGAGGCUAUUCUACAACGAUGAUUGAGUCCAUUAAGCACCGAUUUGGGCGGAUUUAUUCCGGGUCAAUUUUUGGCAGAUUCCAAAGGGGUACCAUCACAGAUUUCGGGCGAUUUAUCCGAAAUGCCAUUUUCUUUCGAUUAUGGAGGCUACAGAUCACGGAAUCAGGCCGAGGCUAUUCUCCACCGAUAAUGAAGUCUAUUGAUCCUAUUCUCCACGAAUGAUAAGUCCGUUAAGCAUCGAUUUGGGCCAAUUUAUUUUCGGAUGGCAUUUUCAUAAUUUCCUGGGCGACGAAAGGCCAUUUUCUUUGGAUAUUGAAGGCUACAGAUCACGGAUUCGGCCUGAGGCUAUUCUCCAACGAUGAUUGAGUCCAUUAAGCACCGAUUUGGGCGGAUUUAUUCCGGGUCAAUUUUUGGCAGAUUCCAAAGGGGUACCAUCACAGAUUUCGGGCGAUUUAUCCGAAAUGCCAUUUUCUUUCGAUUCUGAAGGCUACAGAUCACGGAAUCAGGCCGAGGCUAUUCUCCACCGAUAAUGAAGUCUAUUGAUCCUAUUCUCCACGAAUGAUAAGUCCGUUAAGCAUCGAUUUGGGCCAAUUUAUUUUCGGAUGGCAUUUUCGUAAUUUCUUGGGCGACGAAAGGCCAUUUUCUUUGGAUAUUGAAGGCUACAGAUCACGGAUUCGGCCUGAGGCUAUUCUCCAACGACGAUUGAGUCCAUUAAGCCCCGAUUUGGGCGGAUUUAUUCCGGGUCAAUUUUUGGCAGAUUCCAAAGGGGUACCAUCACAGAUUUCGGGCGAUUUAUCCGAAAUGCCAUUUUCUUUCGAUUCUGGAGGCUACAGAUCACGGAAUCAGGCCGAGCUAUUCUCCACCGAUAAUGAAGUCUAUUGAUCCUAUUCUCCACAGAUGAUAAGUCCGUUAAGCAUCGAUUUGGGCCAAUUUAUUUUCGGAAUGCAUUUUCGUAAUUUUUUGGGCGACGAAAGGCCAUUUUCUUUGGAUAUUGAAGGCUAGAGAUCACGGAUUCAACCUGAGGCUAUUCUUCAACGAUGAUUGAGUUCAUUAAGCACCGAUUUGGGCGGAUUUAUUCCGGGUCAAUUUUUGGCAGAUUCCAAAGGGGUACCAUCACCGAUUUCGUGCGAUUUUUCUGAAAUGCCAUUUUCUUUCGAUUCUGGAGGGUACAGAUCACGGAUUUAGGUCAAGGCUAUUCUCCACCGAUAAUGAAGUCUAUUGAUCCUAUUCUCCACGAAUGAUAAGUCCGUUAAGCAUCGAUUUGGGCCAAUUUAUUUUCGGAUGGCAUUUUCGUAAUUUCUUGGGCGACGAAAGGCCAUUUUCUUUGGAUAUUGAAGGCUACAGAUCACGGAUUCGGCCUGAGGCUAUUCUCCAACGACGAUUGAGUCCAUUAAGCCCCGAUUUGGGCGGAUUUUUUCCGGGUCAAUUUUUGGCAGAUUCCAAAGGGGUACCAUCACAGAUUUCGGGCGAUUUAUCCGAAAUGCCAUUUUCUUUCGAUUCUGGAGGCUACAGAUCACGGAAUCAGGCCGAGCUAUUCUCCACCGAUAAUGAAGUCUAUUGAUCCUAUUCUCCACGGAUGAUAAGUCCGUUAAGCAUCGAUUUGGGCCAAUUUAUUUUUGGAUGGCAUUUUCGUAAUUUUUUGGGCGACGAAAGGCCAUUUUCUUUGGAUAUUGAAGGCUAGAGAUCACGGAUUCAACCUGAGGCUAUUCUUCAACGAUGAUUGAGUUCAUUAAGCACCGAUUUGGCCGGAUUUAUUCCGGGUCAAUUUUUGGCAGAUUCCAAAGGGGUACCAUCACCGAUUUCGUGCGAUUUUUCUGAAAUGCCAUUUUCUUUCGAUUCUGGAGGCUACAGAUCACGGAUUUAGGUCAAGGCUAUUCUCCAUUUCUCCUAUGACAAUGAAGUCUAUUGAUCUAUUCUCCACCGUUUAUUAAGUUCAUUAAGCACCAAUUUGGGUCAAUUUAUUUUAUGAUGAUAUUUUCGUAAUUUUUUGGGCGCCUAAAUGGCAUUUUCUUUGGAUUUUGAAGGCUAUAGAUCUGUUAGAGGGGCACCCAAUAACCUUUUCCACGAAAGAAAAAUUAUAUUGAGCUGUCAAUUAUGCAAAACAUAUAAUAAACGUAACAAAUUAUUUAGGAUUGCAUCUCACAUUCCACAUAAAUUUAAAAAGUUUGCUCUUUCGAAAGAAAGCCAAAAGUUUAAUUCAAUUAGACCCAAAAAGUUAUAGGAAUAUGAAAUGAUUGUAAAUUUGUAGAAAAAUAUAAUAAAAAAUGGCAUAAUUUAAUUAAACAGAGCUCUAGUAAUAUCGAAAUGAAGACGAAAGAAUGUGAGGGAAAUGAAAUUGUGUAAAUUGAGAUGGAAAAUUUCAAUUUGAUAUAUGCCGUUAUGUUUAAGGAUGAAAAAUAUAACAAUACAAUCAAAAGUUGAUUUGUAUGGUUUAGUUGCAACUAAAAUAUUUAAGUGCUUGGUAUGCAACGAAAUCAGGUAACUCGAGGAAAUAGCAUUUGAGACUUGAGAGCCUAUAUAGUUAGUUUGUGCAUUAGUUUGUAACUAGCUAGCCAAGAAGACCAUUCAAGCCAUGGUUGCCACGCCGGUGGCAUGCCACCCGGUUGAAUCUGGAUCAACCUGUGCCGGUCAUGAAACCGGCAUGACACCACCGGUAUGAUCGGUAUGAUCGACUUACGCAUUCUAAGUAAAAUGACAUCAUUUUAAUGAAUUUAAUGAAUAAAA
Linum trigynum is the source of this 3813-nucleotide messenger RNA. The record is from the annotation of a GenBank genome assembly. NCBI's taxonomy places the organism in Eukaryota, Viridiplantae, Streptophyta, Magnoliopsida, Malpighiales, Linaceae.